Molecule: messenger RNA, 1097 nt
Organism: Aspergillus aculeatus ATCC 16872
Lineage: Eukaryota; Fungi; Ascomycota; Eurotiomycetes; Eurotiales; Aspergillaceae
Product: mitochondrial 54S ribosomal protein uL4m
Exons: 2
Coding region: 85-963 (292 amino acids)
Biological process (GO): translation
Cellular component (GO): ribosome
Molecular function (GO): structural constituent of ribosome
Source: RefSeq, a predicted model, not a curated record
CUCCGCCCGCGACCAACCCUGCGAUCGUUUGUCCUCCGUUCAGGUUGAUCCUCCAAAGGACUUUCUUGCUAUUUGUCAUCUACAAUGGCUGGAAGUGACGCUCUUCGCGCCCUCCUGCGGCUCACUCGCAGCUCGGGGGGUCUGCUCUCCGGGGCUGAGACAACCACGCAACGAUGCCUGACCAAGUCUCUGUCCCGUUCGAUGGCCACCGAGGCCACCGAGGCCACCGCCCCCAUUGACCACCUGACGCGAGAGGUCCCCAAGCCCGUAUGGAACCCCGAGCCGGUCAAGGCCACCACCUACUCGUUCCCUUCGAUGGAACCCCUGCGCUUCGUCGAAUACCCCCGCAACCACCUGUCCAUGGCCCUCCGCAAAGACAUCCUGCACCGCGCCGUCAUCUACGAGGGUGACGCGACCCGACAAGGUACCGCCAGCACCAAGUGGAGGAAAGAUGUGUACGGCAGCAACAAGAAGCUGUUCGCCCAGAAGGGUACCGGUAGAGCGCGUGCCGGUGACAAGAAGUCCCCCAUCCGGAAGGGAGGAGGUGUCGCCUUCGGUCCUCAUCCGCGGGACUUCUCGACGGACCUGCCCCGGAAGAUCUACGACCAGGCCUGGCGGAUAGCCCUCAGCUACCGCUACAAGCGGGGCCAGCUCAUCAUCAUCGACAACGAGAUGGCGCUGCCGGAGGACGCCACCCCUUACCUGGUCCAGCAGAUCUUCAAGACCAACUGCUGGGGUCGGGAGUUUGGCCGGUCGACGUUGAUCACGGACCGGGUGAACGAUAACCUCUUCGGUCUGGUGCGCGAGGUGGGCGAGCAUGCGAAGAUCCUGGACCGUCGCGACGUGGAUGUCAAGGAUCUACUGGAGACGGGCCGUCUGGUCAUCGAGAAGCAGGCGUUGGACCGCAUCCUGGCCCAACAUUCGAGGGACUUGCAGAACGAGCCCAGGCGGGCCUUGUAUUGAAUUGCAGUUUAGUUGGCGAUGGGGAUUUUUCUUUGUGUUUGUUUGUUCGGUAUGGGUGUGAUUUUGCUUUCUAACCGAGAUACGGUUUCUCUGAUUGUACAAAUAGAAUUGAGCAAUGUGUAUGAUGGGUCCUA